CCACUCACUCGUUGACAUCUUUUGUCAAGUACACUCGUUCAUCCAAUUAUCCCUGACAAUCCUUCAGCCAUUAGCCAAAGCUUUAUUCUUCUUUUCUCCCUAAAUACAAUCGCAUACGACCGACGACACCUGCCAAUAUGCGCUCCUCUUCCGUACUCGUGGCCUCGGUCGCUGCGCUCUCCUCCGUCGCAAGUGCUCAAGAAAGACCCAAGUUCUACUUCCCUCGUCACAUCAAGCGCCAGCUAUACACGAACUCGACGAUAACUACACCUGCGGUUCUGCCAACUUCAGAGGACCUCAGUUCGCAUUCGACCAAGCGCGAUAGCCUUUCGGAUCUCUUGGGUGACCUUACUUCUCCGGGUUCGACUGGCACCGGGUCAGGAGCCGCAGCGAACAGCGAUGGGGUAACGACCGUUAUUAUUUCCGAGACGACUGUGGUGGGAUCGAAUACCAUUGCAACCGCUGUGGCAUCAGUGAAGACAACGAAGGGCAAUACCGAUCCACUUGGCAUCCUCACCGAUAUCAUCCCAGGGAUCGGUUCGACAGGAGGGAUCCCAGCCACGAUCGUCCAACCCACCCCGACAACUGCUCUUUCGAGUGAGAGCAGCAGCCCGUCUUCCUCCCCCGCUGCCUCCUCGGGAACCGGCAUCACCUUUGGACCAGGAGGAGUUGUGACGAGUUCGAGCCCAUCGGCAGUGGCGAGCUCGACCACCGGCGGCAAUCUACUGGGCAAUCUGCUCGGGGGGCUGACAGGCCCAGGUACUGCGGGCACGACAUCAACAGCUACACCUUCGUCCGCAGCUGUCUCGUCCCCGGCUGUCUCGCCCACAGCUGCGGCUUCCUCUACCCCAUCGAGUUCUGGCUUGCUCUCCGGUCUUCUCGGCAUCCUCUCACCGUCCUCGACCGAUUCCUCUACCGCGUUGAGCACACCAGCCACGAACGGCACGGCCUCCAGUGCAGGUUCGGCGGCCGCAUCAAGUGCAACACCGACUGAUGCCUUUUCCUCGUGGCUGGCCUCAAUAACAGGCGCUUCCACGCCUACACCUUCGCCUACAGAUGGUAUAUCUGGAGCUGCUUCUACGGGAGUUCUCGUCUCCCCCACAUCUUCCCCGGCUGCCUCUCCGUCUGCUUCCGCCUCAUCCACCUACACUGGACUAGGCGGCAUGCUUUCCAGCAUUCUUGAAUCCGGCACCCCCAGUUCUACUCCUCUCUCUACACCCACUGCUACUGAAUCAAAUUCUACUGCUCUAAUUACCUCAGCAUGGGACAGCCUUACCUCGGCCUCUGCCACGGGGCUCCUCUCGAGUAUCUCGAGCAAUGCUACUGGAACCGCGCCAUUUUCGCCCACUGGGACAGGAGCAGCCUCGAACGCCACUGCCAUUGAGACAUCUGGUACGCCCUCAACCCCAUUAGCAUCUUUGAUCACGCCAACUAGUGGAUCUCCAACGGGUACUCCAACACAUGUUUCUGAGACGGGAACAAUUCCCACGAAUGGCACGGCAAUAAUUACUCGUCCUUCGCUGGAACCUACGUCAAGCGUGGUAUCGACCCCGUCCUCCACCGUCGUAUCUACACCGACGACAACACCGCCAACCACGGCAGCGCCAUCGACAACGGUACCAACAACGACAGAGCCGCCUUCUCAAGCUCCCCAGACCAUCCUCCCCACUGGUACGGACUCUGCCUCGACGUGGCUUCCACAGACAAUUAUUGUUGCAUCAUCGUCAACGAUCCUCCCCGGAUCUGUGCCCUCUUCAAACCCGACUGAAGCUCCGAUGCCGGGUUUCAUAUCGAAUCCUAACGGAACUGCCGCGCAGCCGGAGAGCUCCACCAUGAUCCAAAUCGGUUUCCUCUACCCGUUGAACUACCAAUUUAUCGUCGCGCAUGCAAUGUCAUUGGCCCAGAUCUUCCAGUGGCUUCCCAUCGGACUUGCAGAUGGGUUGGGACUGCAGCAGCAGCAAGUCGUGGUACAAAGCCUGGUUCCACUAGACACAACACAGACCUUGGGCUAUAUUACGACUCUCGCCUAUGUAUACAUCCCUGAAAACAUGGUCAACACUCUUGCCUUGGAUCUACACGUCCCCACGGCCCCGAUUUACCACAACCCCUCGACCCCUGUCAACACCCUGAUGAACUACAUCAACCCUGCCAUCCCGCUCACGCCCGGCUCGACGCUCACGGGCUCCGAAGCCACGGGGACCGGGGGUAACAAGGCUGCUACCACCAGUGCCCCCACUGAUAACGGUCCCUUCAAUGAGGCAGCUCAAAAACCCAGUUCAUCCACGGUCAAAUCCACUGCUGGGAUCGCAACCGGUGUUGUCGGGGCCGCAGCUGCUUAUGGUGCCGCCAUGUUCUUCAUUGCGCGAAGGUACAAGAGACGCAGACAGAGCCACCGCCGGACAAGCUCACUCUUGAAUCCAUCUGAGAUGAUGCAAUCGGGAAGCCCAGCACUGCCAGGUGGUUCGAAUGCCUUCAUGGCUGGUGGUCGUACAUCCCCAGGCGAAGCCGCCCACGACAGAUACAGCAGGGGAAGCGGACGGAGCGCGGGCAACUCGGCACGGACCCAACUCAUCUCAGCACCGAUGAUGGCGGAGAACUCUCUCGGCUGGAACUGAUCGACAUCUACCAGUCCAGGCGUCGAGUCUCAAGUCAUCCAUCACACGUUCAUGAUCUUGCUUCCCCUAACUGUACAUUACCACAUCAUAGCAGCAGCGGCUGAUCUAGAGCGACGACGCAUACAUUCUCCUUGUCAUAAAUUUUCGUCUCGGCGUUGGACAAUGCCAUCAUACCCCCUCCUGUAUCACUGGAGAUCUCGUGCCGCUAUUUUUGGUAGAUGAUCUGAUCAGAGGCUUUAUAUUUAGUUGGUGAAGAAAGCUUUUGCGGUUGGAAGAAGAGGAAGAUAGGCGGAAGGCUUUGUGGUGUAGCUUUACGAUCCAACGAACAAGGAUUUUCUCAUUUCAAAAGGUUUUUACACGCGGGAGAUGGAAUGUGAGUAGUGUGAUCUAUCUUGCCUAUGGAGGGAAUGGUAAUGUGGAGGAAUCAAUCAAAGAUUUAGACCCUAUGCUACUACCUCUUAUUACCUAGUGUUUGUUGAUUGGCUCUGUCC
Molecule: messenger RNA, 3106 nt
Organism: Amorphotheca resinae ATCC 22711
Lineage: Eukaryota; Fungi; Ascomycota; Leotiomycetes; Helotiales; Amorphothecaceae
Exons: 3
Coding region: 138-2615 (825 amino acids)
Biological process (GO): signal transduction involved in filamentous growth; osmosensory signaling pathway via Sho1 osmosensor; establishment of cell polarity
Cellular component (GO): cell surface; site of polarized growth; plasma membrane
Molecular function (GO): osmosensor activity
Source: RefSeq, a predicted model, not a curated record